Drosophila willistoni is the source of this 2048-nucleotide messenger RNA. It is a transcript of the gene AQP, whose product is annotated as aquaporin-11. The transcript has 10 exons. Bases 45 to 839 code for a protein of 264 amino acids. Gene Ontology annotation, cellular component: cytoplasm. The record is from RefSeq and is a predicted model, not a curated record. NCBI's taxonomy places the organism in Eukaryota, Metazoa, Arthropoda, Insecta, Diptera, Drosophilidae. Gene Ontology annotation, molecular function: channel activity.
UUCGAGCGGCCGCUUCUAGUUCUUGCUGAUCGUGAUCAAAAGCCAUGUCGCUGGCCUCGCUUGGAAUAAGCUCCAGCUUCAUCAUAGGAUGUUGCAUAGCUGCCCAGAUAGCACGUCGAGUAUCAGCAAAGGUCCUGAAUCGUGGUGGCAUUGUUCCUGUCCUUAUAAAUGAGGCCAUUGCUGCAGCGGAAUUGUGUGCCUGCUGCUUUGAGCUGAUUAUUGUGGCUGACAAUUUUGGCGUGGCUACAUAUGCUGUCUUUCUGUUCAUGCUCACCGUUUGGUGGGGCAAAGUUUGGGGCGAUGCCUCCGCCUGUCCCUACACCCAUAUGGAAGAUGUUCUAGAGGGUCGCACCAGUUUCAAAGAGAUGGCUCUACGCACUUGGGCCGAACUAAUGGGUGGCUGUUGUGUCUAUCGCAUUGUACAGGUCUUCUGGUGGCUGGAAUUUGCCGAAACCCAUAAGGGACGGGCCUUUGGUGAAUGUAGUGCUGAUCUGCAAGUGAAUGUCUAUCUGGGAGCUGUCAUUGAGGGUGUUGCCACAUUACUCUGUCGCCUCGCCUCGAAGGCAUUGAGUGAAAAGGAACCGAAAUUUAGCAGCUAUAUUGAUUCGUUUGUAGGCACCAGCCUUGUGGUGGCAGCUUUCAAUUUCUCCGGCGGCUAUUUCAAUCCAGUGCUGGCUACCGCCCUGAAAUGGGGCUGCCGUGGACACACAAAUCUGGAGCACAUCAUUGUCUAUUGGAUUGGCGCUUGUGUGGGUGCCGUACUCUCGGUGCCAAUCUUUAAACUAACGCCAGUACGCCGUUUCCUACUUGGCGACGAGGAGAAGCCAAAGCAGGCGUAACGGACAAAAAAGACCGUUUAAAUUUUGUUAAACUUAACUUUAGUUUGUUUUUUUCGCUUCUACACCAAAUGAAUAUAUAUAGAUAUAUAUACUUUAAAUAUAAAGAAUUUAUUAACUUGUAUACAAGUAGGCACUAAAAUAUACAAAAAUAAAUUCAAAUUAAAGUAUCCUAGUAGGCAUUAUUGUAUUUUGUUUACACUUCAAAUCAGUUUAACUCAUAUACUUCUACAGACUCAACGUAAACACUAAACACAGCUAGACACACAAAAAAGAAAAAAAGAAAUAAAAAAAAAAUAUUUAAUGUUUAAACAUUGAAAUACAACAAAACAAACAACAAUGAUAACCGUUAGUAAAGUUUGUUGUUGCGAUCUAAAAUGGGGCGUUGUAAUCAUUGGCAUUAUUGACCUAAUCCUAACAUGUACCGGAAUUGGUGUAUCGUUAUGGAUGAAAGAUGACAAAACUGGCGAGGUAUUCUUCUAUAUCUGUGCUGUUAUUUUCAUUGCUCAUGUUGUUGCAUGUGUUCUGAUGGUCAUAUCAGGUUUUGUGGCAAACAAAAUGCUAGUGAUUUUAUAUUUAAUAACGCAACUUUUACGUGUAAUUUUCUGCAUUAUUGCAAUCAUUUGGAUCAUCAUAUUGCUAAUCACUCCCAAAAAUAAGGCAGAAGAAGCAGUUGAUUUAAUCCUAGAGAAAACUGGUAAUAAAUAUACCACAGGAAAUCUAAUUGCAACACUCAUUGUAGAUCUUGCACUGCUUAUUCUUGGAAUUUGGUUCUGGAUUAUUAGCUAUUCAUGGUUCGGCAAACUUGGGGGCUCUACCCCAAUUGAUUAAUCAAAUGAAGGGGUUGCUCUCAUGUGUUAUUACACUGGGGAAUGGUCUUGGCAAAUAGACACAAAUCUUUUGCCCUGUUUCCCAGUUAUUUCAUAUUAGCGUUUCUGUUUCAUUUGAUCCAAAUUUAUGGUGCCAUUAAUUCAGAAUAGAACUCGAACAAAUUCCAAUAUUCAUCAUCAAUGCCUAAAAGAUCUGUGAGGUGAUAUAAUAUAUAGGCAGCUAUCUUAUAUGAUAUUAUUGUGUGAUGCCGCCGCCACUGCAGACAGAGAUCAAGCUAAAACUAUCAUCCACUUAUUUAAUUUCUUGUCAAAUCAGUCAAAAUUUUAUUAAUAUGUUCACAUUCUACAAAUACAAGAUCAAAGAAACAUUAUAAAUAUAAAA